This is a messenger RNA of Anas platyrhynchos (mallard), 1860 nucleotides long. The record is from RefSeq. NCBI's taxonomy places the organism in Eukaryota, Metazoa, Chordata, Aves, Anseriformes, Anatidae.
AUGGGCUUCGCGGAGGACAAGGUGUACGGCCACAUCCUGAGGAACAUGGACAAGUUCAAGAACAUCCACGUGGCGUCGCUGGUCGAUUCCCUCGGCUGCCUCACCGAAGCGGACAGGGAUGAACUUCAUACCCGACAGGAGGUGCGGGGCAGCAAUGCGACCGCCUACAAAUUGUAUCAGCACGUGAAGUGCCGCCGGGGCUGGGUGACCGACCUGAUCAACGCCCUGCACCAGAACAACGCGGGGCACCUGGCUGAAGAGCUGCAGCAGGUCUACGACCUCUACCAAACCCCUCCUCCAAGAGCCUCAGCUCCACCAGCUGCUCCAAAUCCUGGUGCUGCCUCCUUCCCUCCCGAUGCCCGGCCUGCUGUCUCCGUCAGUGCCCAGCUGCCAUUUUCGGGGCCAAAACCCGCUGCGGACGCCCCGCUGGCCGAUCCUCCCCACUGCAUCUCGUCCACUGAGGGCUCUGCCGCCACCAGUGCGAGCCCAGCUGCAAGCAGGGACGUUCCCAGCACCGACCUGGACGCCAGGGCCCCUGUGCAGGAAAAGCCCCUGGAAAAAACGAGCCUGCAGCCUCCACCACCACCUCUGGCCACAACCUACGGUGGAGAGAGCGAUGGGCGCAGCACUGCGGGGCCGCUCCCGUGCCCGACAGAGGCUGAGAGGGUGGCAGCGGGGCCCCCCGGGGGGCUUUUUCCGUGGGCUGCACCCCCCGAGCAGGGCCGGGAGUGGCUGAGCCAGCGAUCCCCGGUGUGCGUGGCCGACGGCUGCUUCGGGAACUCCAAACACCUGCACCGCGCUGCGCCGGGCUCGGGGCUGGGCACAUCCGUCCCACUCAGGGACCCGCUCAGCGCUCGUGGCGUGGGGCAGCCCAGAAAUGAACCCCAGGAAGACGUUUACAUCUCCGCCGAGCUGCCUGCGGGGUUGGCAGAGCCCUCAGGAUCUCAGGGGAGGCAGGAGAAGGAGGCUGAGCUCGGUGCUGAGCACGGAGAGGCUCCCAGCAGCCUGGUGGAUGUGCGCAGCCCCCUCCUCAUCCAGCAUGAGUUCGAUGCAGAGCAGAAACUGGCCGGGAUGCUGCAAGAACACCAAGGUGGAGACACUCGGGUGGAAUCCACCGUCCCCAGAGACACUUCCCCAUCCCGUGACGUCUCCUGGAAGCUUCCUGUGCCAGAGCAAACGCUGCCUGCGGGGAAGGCAGCCAGCAGCACCCCCCCUGUGCCAGCAGAGGAGAAAGUGCUCCCGGCCUCAGCGUCCCCUUUCCAGGGCUCAGCAGUGGGGGAAAGCUUCGUGAGCCCAUCUGGGAGGACGUCCUGCCGGGGGAGCUCUGCCACAAGCAUCUGGGCCUCUCCCAACGGCCCGGAGGAGGACGUGGAGCUCAGCAAGCCGGGCGUCCUCCUCUCGCUGCCGGGGGAAAGCCCACGGGUGGCUGCCAGGCCCCCGGGCGGCGCCGCCACCGCUUCCGAGGCCACCGAUCACCUCGGUUUGAGCAGCGACCCGCUCCUCAUGAGCACAGACAGCUCAGAUCCCGGAGAAACGCACGAGGAUUCCACUUCGGGACGUUGCUCCUCAGCUCCUGGAAGAGAAGAAGCAGGGGAAACGCGCUCCUGUUCGCCUCUCAGCUGGAGAACCGAGGAGAUCCACGUGGAGCACAGCCCCAGCGCCCUGCUGCAGGCGAGCAACGAGCUCCAGGACGGAGCUGGUGGCGUGGGGAUCUCCCCGGCUUCUCACUCGAGGGGUGGCUGCGGUGUCCCCAGCCCUGGGGACAGCCCCGGGUUUUCCUUGCCCUACCUCGUCCCGGCCGUGGGCAUCGCGCUCAUCUCCGCCGUGGCCUUCCUGGUGUACGCCCGGCUGCAGAAAUAG